GUGAGCGACUCCGCUAUCUCAGGCGGAACUAACGAUGUUUCAUUUUCCUCAGAAUCAUGCUCGGCGUGAAACUGUGGGGGACCUUUCCAGUGUGCUGUAGCCGUUAAUUAGGAAGUCAGUGAUGUCUUUCUCGAAUAAAUUCGACUGAGGAUGCCCGUUCUGAUGCAUACGUACUAGAACGAUCAUUUUUAGGUUCAAGUGACGCGAUCCUUACCGAAUAACUACUAAUACCUCCCGGCGCUCUAGUACAGCCUACAGAACGACGCUCCCGUUGCUCUCCCCUUGAAACCCUAACUCCGUAAGACGGAAUGUCGUGCCCGCAGACGGAACCAUUUCGAAUUUGUUGGUCCUAGGUCGUCGCAAUCUCACUGGUAGCACAAUGCUGAUAGUGGCAUAUGAUUCUGCUGAGAUCUUUCGUAAUGAGAAGAGAUAGCCCGUAUUCUAGCCAGAAAGCGUAAUCCGUCACUAGUUUGAUCACAUCCGACACCAUAGUAUCGGCGACAUGUCUUUCAGUGUGAAAUUCCGAGUCCCAGUCGAUCUUAUUCCACGCGAAUCAGGCGAGCCCAGUAGCGAAGGGACGACGAAAUGCAGCAGCUGCAGUGACGUCACCAGCAGGUUCGUUGACAACCGUACCGAAAACAAGCCAUCCGCGUCAUCAUCAUCUCACGAGGUCGUUCCUCUCGCUGUUUCUCCAAAUGAGUCUCUCAGAUCAGUCUUCAACAGGCUGUUUCAGUCCCACCUGCCAGACUGCUGCCUGCCAUGCGAGGCACGUCAGCAACAGGGAGGGGGGAAUGGUGGGAAAGCGCCCAGAAAAGCCUCAGCUGAUGGGACGCAGCCGGUCCGUUUCAUGGUGCUUGGUCAGGUGGUGUACCUCUCGCCUGACUCCACUGUGGAGCAAGCCAGUCUCAAAUCGGGUUCCACCGUCAAAGUGCUUCCCGUGAAGUCAAUGCACGAAGGAAUUGAUAAGGGCAAGGGCAAGGGCAAGCACGCCGUUCAUGCACCGCAGGGGACGGAUGCGCCUGCUGCUGCAACUGCAACGGCUGUGCCUCUUCCUGCUGCUGCUGCCGCUCUUCCUUCUUCUGCUGGUUCCACUGCUGAACCUGCUCCUGCUGCUGCGCCUGCUGCUGCGCCUGCUGCUGCGCCUGCUGCUGCGCCUGCUGCUGCUCCUGCUGCUGCUGCACCUGCUGCUGCAUCUGCUGCUCCGCCUGCUGCUUCUACCGCAACCCGCAUUGGCUACAGCAAGUGGGACCAUCUGGGGUCCAGCAGCGAGGAAGAGGAGGAGAAGUGGGAUCAUCGCAAGGCCAGCAACGACGAGGAGGAGGAAGAGGAAGAGGUGGAGGAGCAGACCCAGCCAGAAGGAGCUGCUGGAAGAAGCGUUGGAGGAAAGGGGAAGACCGAGGCCUCUGGUGCUGGCGAUCCGGCACCCAGACACAGCGGCAUUGAUUUCUCUUCCCUCAAGUACGGCACUUGCUCAAGCGGACUCCCGCUGAACACAGGGAGCAGCAGCAGCAAGGACGAGGAAACAGCCCCAGAGAAGCAGGUUCGAGCUCCAGACAGCACAGGGAACGGGAGUGGAGGGAAGGCAAAGGACCAGAGUGGAGGGAUAGAGGAGAAAGGGGGUGUUGGGAAAGGAGAAAGAGGGUCGGAGGAGGGUCUUCAGGUGCUGUGCCGGGCGGACAUGGUGCACUACCUGGACGUGAGGGGCGGGUGGGACGUGGCGGCCUGUGAGAGGUGCUUUGAGCGCGCAAUCAGCGCUCAGGCGAAGCAGGCCCUGUGGGUUCAGGACCUGGCGGCCUUCCGCUUCAACCUGCGGCAGCAGGAGGACAAAUCCGUCCCCUUGGUGCCGCCAAACCCGCUGUUAGGAGGGAAACUUGGGGCGAUUGAAGAGUACUCCUCCAGGGUACCGGUGCCGGAGCGGCUGCUAGGAGGGAGACGAGGGGUGCCGGCUCGUGAGCAGUACAAGUGGAAGUGUGAGCGGGCGCCUCUGCUUUGUGCCGAAACGAUGCUUCCAGAGUGGAUGGCUGAGCCUCGCGUGGGCGUGCUCAUGGACCUGGGGAGGAUCAGAGCCCGCCUGCCGGCUAUUCUGGGUGAGAAAGGUCCCGCUGCAAAGUCCCCUGGUGCUGCUGCUGUCGCUGCCCCUGCUCCUGCUGCUGCAGGUUCUUGCGCUUCUGGAGCGUGGUGUUGCUGGCGCUGCAGCAGCUGCUGGGCUGCCUACCGCCGUGCUGUCAACUUUGCUGCGUUCCUCGUGCUUGUAGCGAGGCGCCCCCGCCUUGUGACUCUAUGGAAGGCCCACUCGGACUCUGACUCUGCAGUCUAUCCGGCCGUAGUGGCUCAGCUGGGGGCGGUCAGGCAGGAGGAGGAGGACCAGUUUGCUUCCCUCCUGGUGCAGAUCCUCGGGGUGAAGGAGAGUGCUGACCUCAAGGAGGGGUUUGGGUUCUUUGUGCAGAAUCUGCUGUCAGGGGGGAUUCGGGACGAUGGGGAGGGGAAGGCAGGGGGAGGGAGGAGUAGUGUGAGGGGGUCUCCAGAGCACAUGGUGGAAACAUUUGAGGCUCUGGUGGGGAUGGUGAGGAGUGGGGUGCCGGCUGAUGAUAUGGUGAGCAGCAUGAUGGGGAUGGUGAGGACGGAGGGAGGCAUGCAGGGACUGGGAGCAGAGGCGGUGGUAUGCAUGCUGGAAGGGAGUGCGGCUGGGGCAGGAAGGGAAGGCAGCCGUGGGAGGGGGGAUGAGGGGUGUGGCGAUGGUAGCAGGGAUAGCAAGGGCGGGGAGUGGAGGGAGCAUCUGAAGGGGCCAGUGUGGGAGAGGUAUGUGGAAGGGAUGGCUGGGAUGUUGAAGCAUGGAGGGGGGGAACGGAGGGAUUUCAGGUGCAACCAUUGCAGUGACGGCAGCAGCAGCGGCGGCGGCGGCAGCGGCAGCGGCAGCGGCAGCGGCAGCGGCAGCGGCAGCGGCAGUGGCGGCAGCAGUGUGGAAGGCACUGGCGCUCCCAAGGGCAUGUAUGUGAGUGGCGUGGGCGCCACUGACUUUGCCCUAGCGUUUGCCACAGUCCUUUCCAAGCCAGGGCUGCGCAAGGAGUGGGAGGUGUACGUUCUGGACCACGCCACGCCACCUAAAAUAGUCCCUCUGCACGGCAUCGUUUUUCACGAUGCCCUUUCCUCCCCCGCUAAGCGUUCGACAUUAGGUAAGCACCCACGUCAUUCCCCCCCCGUCGAAUUACCGCACCCUUCCUGUAUUUCCUGCGCAAAACUAGGUGAGAACCACGGCUGAGUCUGACAUCGCGGUUACCAUUUCCUAGCCCGCCGUUCAUCUCCUUCCCUGCCCGCCGUUUUCCAGCCGUUCCUGCCCGGCGUUUCCCCCGUCCUUGCUCGCGCGCCACCCCUCUCUCCCAGCACGCGUCACUCCCUUCCCUGCUCGCCAUCUAGUUUCGUGUGGUCCCUACUGUACUCGCGCCACCUAACUACACUGCCCGCAUUUGUCAAAAAGCUUCCCGCACACUAAUUCGUUUUUUCCCGACAUUACGUAGGGCGGUUUUACAGUACGGAGGAGAGGACUUGGUUGCGCGGGGGGGUUAGGGUUUUGGAGAUCUAAAGUUACAUGACCUAUUCGCCCACGCGAAAUCCUUGCCGUAACACAUAGUUUAGGGUUCGGAACUACGACCGUGACGGGCGUCCAGUCCCUUUCGGGGGCGGGAGGGUCGAGGGUGGCGGUAAGCCUGCAAACAAAUAGCACUGGUUUCGGAUUCGAAUUCGGUAUUCGACAAAUAGACAUGGGCAUGAGCC
Molecule: messenger RNA, 3771 nt
Organism: Closterium sp. NIES-67
Lineage: Eukaryota; Viridiplantae; Streptophyta; Zygnematophyceae; Desmidiales; Closteriaceae
Source: the annotation of a GenBank genome assembly